AUGCUUCGUCUCAUCCUGCGGCUCAGGCCGUCCGCCGGCCUCCGCUGUCCCCGUGCCCUCCCGGCUGGGCCUGCUACGCUCAGCUCCCGCUCGGUGCCCGGAUCCGGUUCACUAAGGCGGCUUCACUGCGCAGCGGGGUCCCGGACCGUGUGUUUGGGGUCCGGCUUUAGCCACAGGGGAGCUCUGCUGCGGUUUCCCCAUUUGACAGGCAGCUGUCAGAGCAGUCGUUACUACAGCCUGCCGCCGCACCAGAAGGUGGAGCUUCCUGCACUGUCGCCCACCAUGCAGACAGGGACGAUCGCUCGCUGGGAGAAGAAAGAGGGAGAAAAAAUCAGCGAGGGCGAACUUAUAGCCGAGGUGGAGACUGACAAGGCCACUGUAGGUUUUGAGAUGAUGGAGGAGUGCUAUCUGGCAAAGAUCCUGGUUGCUGAAGGGACCAGAGAUGUCACUAUCGGAUCUGUAAUCUGCAUCACAGUUGACAGCCCUGACCUCAUCCCAGCGUUUAAAGACGUAACGUUGGAGUCACUUCAAGCAGCUGGUCCUUCACCUGUUGCCUCCGCUCCUCCUCCUCCUCCUGCUGCGGCUCCUGCUGCUACAGCAGCCCCGGGAAGCUCUUACCCAACACACAUGAAGAUCACACUUCCUGCCCUCUCUCCCACCAUGACAAUGGGAACAGUGCAGCGCUGGGAGAAGAAGGUGGGAGAGAAGCUGAGUGAAGGAGAUCUGCUGGCUGAGAUCGAGACUGACAAGGCGACCAUCGGUUUUGAGGUGCAGGAGGAGGGAUAUUUAGCCAAAAUCAUGGUGCCAGAGGGAACUCGGGAUGUUCCCCUGGGAAUGCCGCUCUGCAUCAUUGUAGAGAAAGAGAGUGACAUUGCUGCCUUCAAGAAUUAUGCAGAGAUUGGGGUGGCAGAGGUUUCCACACCACCUCUAGCACCAGCUGCAGCUCCAGCUGCUGCAACACCCAGUCCUUCUGCCGCAUCACCCGGUCCUGCUGCCGCUGCACCAGGGGCACCCAGGAAAGGUCGUGUGUUUGCCAGCCCGCUCGCCAAGAAACUUGCUGCUGAGAAAGGAAUCAACCUGGCACAGGUCAGCGGCUCUGGUCCUGAUGGGCGCAUCACCAGGAAAGACAUUGACAGCUUUGUUCCACCAAAGGCUGCACCUGCCGUAGCUGCUGCUCCCUCUCCAGCUGCAGUUCGUGCUGCUCCUGCACCUGCUGCAGCUCCGGCUGCACCAGCUGGGACCUUCACAGACAUCCCUAUCAGCAACAUCCGCAAGGUCAUCGCUCAGAGGUUGAUGCAGUCCAAGCAAACUAUCCCCCACUAUUAUCUUUCUGUAGAUGUCAACAUGGACCAAGUGCUUGAGCUUCGGAAAGAACUCAAUGCUGAGGUGAAAGCCCAGAAUAUCAAGCUUAGUGUGAAUGACUUCAUCAUCAAAGCCAGCGCUCUGUCCUGCCUCAAGGUUCCUGAGUGCAACUCCUCCUGGAUGGACACAGUCAUCCGCCAGAAUCAUGUAGUAGACCUGAGUGUAGCUGUGAGCACAGCCAACGGUCUCAUCACGCCUAUAGUGUUUAACGCCCACACCAAAGGACUGGCUGCCAUCAGCUCCGACGUGUCGGCUCUCGCUGCCAAAGCAAGAGAAGGCAAGCUGCAGCCACAUGAGUUCCAGGGAGGUACAUUCACAAUCUCUAAUUUGGGGAUGUUUGGCAUAAAGAACUUCUCCGCAAUAAUCAACCCCCCUCAGGCCUGUAUCCUCGCCGUCGGGGGCUCAGAGAAACGGCUUAUGCCUGCGGAUAAUGAAAAAGGGUUCGACGUAGCCAGCAUGAUGUCGGUGACGCUGAGCUGCGACCACAGAGUGGUGGACGGAGCGGUCGGCGCGCAGUGGCUGGCAGAGUUCCGCAAGUUCCUGGAGAAACCCGUCACCAUGCUGUUGUGAUUGGACUGUACUGCCUAAACUGCAGCAACAGGCAGAGGCCUUCCCCUGAAGUGAUCUGAUUGGUCUAAACCGGUCCGAAUCCUCUUGUGAUUGGCCAGCCUGCCACCAGGUCACUCCCAGUUACCCUGAAGAGGAAGAGGCAGAACUCACUCCGCUUACCUGUCUGUCCCGCUGUCUCCCCUGUCUGUCUUUCUCUUCUUUCCUGUUGCUCUUCUCUCACUCAUACUCUAUUUAUUGAGGCCCCAUUUCAUGAGAGACCAGAAUUAGGUCAAAUUUAUCCUAGAAUAGAGGCUGGUCAAAUGUCACUAAAACAUGUUUUACAAAGGGAAAUGUUACAUGUCCAACCAGAGAGCAUAUUUAUCCCAAGAUGUAGGUGUGUGUGUAUUUCUACACACUUUAAUCUGUGAUUUUGUGUGAAUGCGAUAAAGACAACGGGAAGUGCAGCUAUCUGUUGGUUCCAGUCUUUUGAGUAAGAGGUUGUGAAUUUGGAGGAUGGACCUAAAUGUAAGUUAACUUUGAGACGCACAGUCAAGAUCUACACACACACACACACAUACACACCUGUUUCUGUUUAGUGGCCACACACAACAUUGAAAUGUUUAGUGUGUUUUCCUUGGAUUGAUUCUUUGUGUGUAUAUUCUUCACUGUGGGAUAAACCCAGUGCUGUGUAUAUAUAGUGGGGAGCUGUUGAAACAACCAAGCUGUAAUGAGGCCUCAUCAUAUAAUUUAAUAUCUGUGAUAACAAACAAUCUUAAACGUUUUUUUCAAUUAUCUCUCUUUGGUGGGGAGGAUUUCUUUUCUAGUCUCAAAGUAUAAUACUUACCUUUUGAAAUAUUCUUUGUUUCACUGCUGAAACGCACAAAGCUGGUUCUGGAUGUUAUUUGGUAUUUGAAUAAAUUGGGAGAAGUCAAUUUUGUGCCAUAUGCUCUUUGGUUUGGGUUUUUAUAAUUUGACUUGUAAGAGCCCAAAUUAAAGCAGUUAGGAAUAAAAACUGAUUGCAAACAAUACUAAAACAUUUUUCAAAUUUGUAAAAAAUAUAUUUAACCAAGAAACUACUGGCCUGCUCAGCCCUUUUUGAUUAAUGCUGCAAACCAAAUGGAUAAAGUAAAGAUCUAAGCCUGCAGUCAA
Etheostoma spectabile (orangethroat darter) is the source of this 3060-nucleotide messenger RNA. It is a transcript of the gene dlat, whose product is annotated as dihydrolipoamide S-acetyltransferase (E2 component of pyruvate dehydrogenase complex). Bases 1 to 1932 code for a protein of 643 amino acids. Gene Ontology annotation, molecular function: dihydrolipoyllysine-residue acetyltransferase activity. The record is from RefSeq and is a predicted model, not a curated record. Lineage: Eukaryota; Metazoa; Chordata; Actinopteri; Perciformes; Percidae. The transcript is spliced from 14 exons. Gene Ontology annotation, cellular component: pyruvate dehydrogenase complex. Gene Ontology annotation, biological process: pyruvate decarboxylation to acetyl-CoA.